AUGACCCACUGCUGCUCCCCUUGCUGUCAGCCCACCUGCUGCAGGACCACCUGCUGCCAGCCCAGCUGCUGUGAGUCCAGCUGCUGCCAGCCUUCCUGCCAGCCCACCUGCUGCAGGACCACCUGCUGCCAGCCCAGCUGCUGUGAGUCCAGCUGCUGCCAGCCUUCCUGCCAGCCCACCUGCUGCAGGACCACCUGCUGCAGGACCACCUGCUGGCAACCUACCUGUGAGACCACCUGCUGCAGCACACCCUCCUGUCAGCCCAGCUGCCAGCCCAGCUGCUGUGACACACCCUGCUGCCAGCCCAGCUGCUGUGUGUCCAGCUGCUGCCAGCCUUGCUGCCGCCCCACUUGCUGCAGCACACCCUGCUGCCAGCCCAGCAGCUGUGCACCCGUGUACUGCACCAGGACCUGCUACCACCCCACCUCCGUCUGCCUGCCUGGUUGCCUAACCCAGAGCUGCGGAUCCAGCUGCUGCCAGCCUUCCUGCUGCUGAUCCACUCCCCAAAGGACCAUCAUCAUCACACAACAACCUUCCAUCAACUGAAUUAUCUUUUCAGGGACAAAGUCACUUCUGAACUUUGCUCAAGACCGCCAUGCUCCAACCAAAAUUUC
This is a messenger RNA of Lemur catta (Ring-tailed lemur), 614 nucleotides long. Its product is annotated as keratin-associated protein 9-6-like. The record is from RefSeq and is a predicted model, not a curated record. The coding region runs from base 1 to 495 and encodes 164 amino acids. Gene Ontology annotation, cellular component: keratin filament. The transcript is spliced from 2 exons. NCBI's taxonomy places the organism in Eukaryota, Metazoa, Chordata, Mammalia, Primates, Lemuridae.